GAUUAGCAUUCGUUUCUGUCAGUUCGCAGUUGAUUUUCGUGGAACGAAGUGAAUUUCGCGGGCUCUUAUCAAUUUUCCAGUGGCGAUGUUUUCGUAAGUUUUCCCAAAACUUUUUAUUCCUAUUAACAUCUAAAACUAAAUCCGAAUAUGAUGUUUUCAUGUUAGUGUCCCAUAAAUAUCUAUGUAGUUUUGUGUUUUUAAUGUGUUAGAAGUGUAUGAAAGCUGAAAGUGAGAUAUAAAUAAUAUAUAUGAUAUAUCUUGUAGAAAGUGGAUUUUGCUGAACUUGAAUUUCGCUAUAUCGGUAAACUGAAGUUUGGAUAACAUAUGACUACGUUUCUAUUCCUAAAAAACGUUCUUCAAUUCUCAAUAUAUUAUAUGAGAUUCUUCUUGUGGUACAGUUCACUAGAAUAUUUGUAAUUAUGGUAAACAACUGCAUCGGUUGGUGGAUAUUUAUUAUCUCGUCUUUUAUCAUGAAUAUCGAGUCGAAAAAAAAUGAACCGACGACGUAUCACAACCAGUUCGCAGUUCAUAUACCAGAUGGCGUCGAGAUUGCGGACGGUAUUGCUGUUAAACACGGAUUCAUCAAUAGAGGGCAGAUUGGAUCUCUGAAAGGUUUCUACUUGUUCGAACACGAGCACGUCCGCAAGAGGUCCCUGCAGGCGGCCGAUCAUCAUCACCGCAACUUGAACGACGAGCCCCAGGUUAAAUGGUUUGAACAACAGCGGGAAAAAAUACGUAAAAAAAGAGAUUUUGACGAUGGUCCUUCGGUGCCAACUUUCGGUCAAUUUAUAAGUGAAGUAGCGCCGUCAGCUUCGGCGGAUUCAUUUCACGGACAACCUAGAUAUAGAGCCGUUCCGUCUGUUUCUUUUCCAGAUCCUUUGUUCAAAGAACAAUGGUACUUGAAUGGGGGGGCUAAAGAUGGUUUAGACAUGAAUUUGGCACCUGCCUGGCAGAAAGGUUAUACGGGUCGAGGUGUGGUGGUUUCCAUACUCGACGACGGCAUUCAAACCAACCAUCCAGAUCUAGCACAAAACUACGAUCCAUUGGCGAGUACUGAUAUUAAUGGAAACGACGAUGACCCCAUGCCUCAAGAUAACGGCGAUAAUAAACAUGGUACGAGAUGUGCUGGAGAAGUAGCUGCCGUAGCUUAUAAUCAAUUUUGUGGUAUUGGCGUUGCUUAUAACGCCAGUAUAGGUGGUGUACGUAUGUUGGAUGGCGUCGUAAACGACGCGGUCGAAGCUCGUGCUUUGGGAUUAAACCCUGAACACAUCGAUAUUUAUAGCGCCUCUUGGGGUCCUGAAGAUGACGGUAAAACCGUUGACGGUCCAGGUCCUUUAGCGAGAAGGGCGUUUAUAUACGGGGUUACCAGCGGAAGGAAAGGAAAAGGAUCGAUUUUUGUAUGGGCUUCUGGUAAUGGCGGUAGACAUACAGAUUCCUGUAAUUGCGACGGAUAUACGAAUAGCAUUUUUACUUUGAGUAUAUCGAGUGCUACUCAAGGCGGGUAUAAACCGUGGUAUUUGGAAGAAUGUUCGUCGACUUUAGCUACAACGUAUAGUUCGGGUACUCCCGGACACGAUAAGAGCGUCGCCACCGUCGAUAUGGACGCCCGUUUGCGUUCUGAUCAUAUUUGUACGGUGGAACACACCGGUACAUCGGCGUCUGCGCCUUUAGCUGCCGGUAUCUGCGCCUUAGCCCUCGAGGCUAACCCCACGCUAACGUGGAGGGAUAUGCAGUACCUCGUAGUGUUAACUUCGAAAGCGGGUCCAUUGGAAAAGGAAGCCGGUUGGAUAGUGAACGGCGUUAGAAGGAAGGUUUCACAUAAAUUCGGUUACGGUUUAAUGGACGCCGGAGCAUUGGUGACAUUAGCCGAAAAAUGGACGACGGUACCACCGCAACAUAUUUGCAAAAGUCAAGAGAUCGUCGAAGAUCGACCGAUCAAUCCGUCUUACGGUACUACUUUGGAAUUUAACAUGGACGUCGACGCUUGCGGUGGUACUUUGAACGACGUUCGAUUUUUAGAACACGUUCAAUGUAAAAUAUCCCUUCGAUUUUUUCCUAGGGGUAAUCUACGUAUUCUUCUAACCUCCCCGAUGGGUACUACCAGUACUCUACUAUUCGAAAGACCGAGAGACGUGAUUAGUUCAAAUUUCGACGAAUGGCCGUUCCUCAGCGUUCAUUUUUGGGGUGAAAAAGCCGAAGGAAGAUGGAAAUUGCAGAUAGUUAAUUCGGGAAAUCGGCACGUAAAUCAACCGGGCGUUUUAAAAAAAUGGCAGUUAAUCUUCUACGGUACUUCCGUUAAUCCUGUCAGAUUACGUCCGCCGAACGGAGCUCGAUCGACGCCUUGGAAAUCGCCUUUGAAUACGUUCGCUUUUCCUACACAAACUAUACCAGUGACGCCGAUAACGAAUAAUUUUUUCGAGGAUAAUCUGUUCAGGAAUUUUCAGGAUUUUCCUAAUAUUUACGCUUUUUCCGGUUCGGAACGACGAGAAACCGUUAAAUCUAUUAACGAUAAAAAAGUUCGAGAUGAUAAUGAUAUCGAAAAUAACGACCAAGAAACUAAAGAGGGUUGCGACGAACAAUGUGACGAACAAGGGUGUUUCGGUAGGGGUCCUACGAAGUGUAUAGCCUGCAGGAAUAAAAGGAUGGACAAAACGUGUGUUUCGACUUGUCCUCCAAGGAGUUACGCGGAUUCUCAGAACGUCUGUCAACCGUGUCACGAAGCAUGCGAAACAUGUACAGGACCGGAUCAAAAAUGUUGUUUAACUUGUUCGCCUGGUCACGUUAGAGUUCUCGAUUUAGAUAUAUGUUUGCAACAAUGUCCGGAAGGGUAUUACGAAAAUUUCGCUGAUAAAACUUGUAUUCCGUGUCAACCGAACUGCGCCGGUUGUCAAGAUAGACCAGACCAUUGUACCAGCUGUGAUCAUCACUUAUUAUUAUUCCAAAAUAAAUGUUUAGCUUCGUGUCCGCUUAGUACUUACGAAACCGAUGAUUACGGCUGCGCGUCUUGUCACGAAUCGUGCGAAACUUGUAGCGGUUCGAAUAGUUCGCAAUGCGUUUCGUGCCCUUACGGUAGAUAUUGGCACGAAGGUCGUUGCGUUAAAGAAUGUCCGGCUCACCAUUACGCCGACGUUCAACAAAAAGAAUGUAUAGAAUGUCCGCCCGGUUGUAGCGAAUGUAAUAAGACGACUUGUAUAUCGUGUUUGGACGAUUGGAAGGUGAACAGUAAAGGCAGAUGCGUUUCGCAAAAUAGUGAUAAAUGCGACGUAGAUCAAUAUUACGAUAACGGUUUGUGUAAACCUUGUCAUUCGACUUGCGAUUCGUGCGACGGUCCGACGGAAAAGGCGUGCAUAUCGUGCGCAAGUCCGUUGAUACUUCAAGGUACUAAAUGCGUGGGAAAAUGUAAUAAAGGGUUUUAUAACGAAAGGGAUAGUCAAAUAUGCGAACCUUGUUUGCACGUGUGCGAGAGAUGCGUCGCCAAAACUAAUUGUACCGAAUGUAAAAGCGGAUUACAGUUACAAAGCGGCGAAUGCGCCACAACAUGCGCUACGGGUUAUUACAGCGACAAAGGCAUAUGCUUACGUUGUUACAUGAGUUGCAAAACUUGCAGCGGUCCAGGACCAGAUCAAUGCGUCAGCUGUCCGAACGGUUGGCAACUAUUAUCCGGCGAAUGUCGUCCCGAUUGUCCCGAAGGAUACUACAAAACCGAAUACGGUUGUCAGAGAUGUCAUUAUUCGUGUAGGAAUUGUCCAGGUUGCAAAAACGAAGAAACCAAAAGGAAAAUCAACGUCGAAGCGCUCCUGUUAUCCGCCCAACCGGGAACGACUUUACAAAUAGUGAAUCCUUUUAAUUUAGUUACUGGAAUUGCGAUAAUUGCGAGUUUGUGUGUCGUCAUACUUUUUAUAACGAUAUUCGUUAUAUUACAAAAGAAUAGUUUGCAAGCCCACCAGCGUGGUUACAGUAAAGUAUCGAUAAAAAAACCGAAAGUAACUUGUAAUUACAACGUUGUAUCAGUAAGCGACGACGACGAUUCCAGCGAUUCGGACAGUUCCGACGGACGUAAUCUGAUAACGACGCCAAAACCGGAAAAGACAUCUUGUUGAAAUGAAAAUGCACACGGAAAACGAAAGGAUAAAGGUAUAUUCAGUAAAAAAGAAGAAAAUUUUAAACAUACUACAUAGUGUAAAUAUUUGAUACGAACAAAAAAAAUACUGUCUUCAUUGGAUGUUGUACGCCAGCGGGUUAAUUUUUAUUUUUUCGAAAAAUGAAUCGGUUAAGAAAUAAAAAGAUAAUAAAAUCUCGAAAAUUCUCAUUCCGUAUACUACUUAUUAAGUUUUAUUAAUUCUAUUUAAGAUUGUAUAUUUACUUUAUUAUUGUAUACGUAUAUUUUUAUAAAAAAAAAUAAACAACCCCCUCCAUUAAAAAAUUCGAGUGUAAAUCGAUUUUUUUUAGUAAUUAAAUCGAAACUAAAAUAUACUUACCGUUAAAAUCUCUCUAUUUACAUUCAUUAUUCUAUUUACUCGCGAUAUUGACGUUAAAUUUCCCUUAAAAUGCGAAAAAAAACUACGUUUGACAACACCGCAACGUCCGCAUCUUCUAUAUGACGAUAUACAUAUUUCCCCGAAUCUGGGGAAAUAUUACGCGUGGCAACAACGUAAUCUAUGUAUUUUUCUUUGAAAUGAUAUUCGGAUUGAGAAAAUUACUUUUGGAAACACCGUAACAUUCGCUUACGUUUCUACGAAACAAAAGAAAGAUUAUGCGCGGCAAUAAUGUAAUUUCUGUAAUUUUCUUUCAAAUCGUAUUUGAAUUUAGAUGAAGUUACUUUUAGUUUUGGCAACGUCGUAACGUACUUGGCGUUUUCUAUAUUUCCCCAGAUCUAGGGAAAAACUCGGUAUUACAAUAAUGCAAUUUUCAUAAAUUCAAUAAACUGUUUAAAAACUACUGAAAAAUCGAUUCAACUUUUGACAUUACACAAAUCGAUUAAUAAACACUUUGUUUCAAACUGUUUAUUAAUUAACUGUUUGUUUCAAAGUGCAAAUUGAUUCAACUUUUGAUGUUGCAGGAAUCAAUUAUUUCGUUUAAAAAUCAAUAAACUGUUUGGAAAAUACUAAAAAAUCGAUUCAAGUUUUGACAUUACAUAAAUCAAUUAAUAAACAGUUUGAAACAAAGUGCAAAUUGAUUCAACUUUUGAUGUUGCAGGAAUCGAUUGUUUCAUAAAAAAAAUAAACUGUUACUAAAUAAUGAAAAACUUUUGACAUUGAAAAAAUAGAUUAUGGCGAUCGAAAGUUGAUUAACAGUUUGAAACAAAGUGCAAAUCGAUGCAACUUUUAACAUUUUAGAAGUCGAUUUUUUCGAUCGAAAAUUAUUAUCAAUCAAGAAAAAAUUGCAGGAAUCGAUUAUUUCGUUUAAAAUUCAAUAAACUGUUUGGAAACUACUAAAAAAAUCGAUUCAAGUUUUGACAUUACACAAAUCGAUUAUUCCACUUGAAACUUUAUGAGCUACAAAUCGAUUCAGCUUUUAAUGUUGCAGUAAUUGAUUUUUUAUUCGAAAAUCAACGAGUACAGUCUUUAACAUGGUAUCAACUUUUUGUAAAAAACAACGGUUUUUAUGAUUUUUUUUUAAAUUUUUAACUCUGGUUUAAUUAUUACAUCACCAACAUAUAACAAUGAAGACAGCUCAAUGUAAAAAAAGAAGAAAAAAACGUUAAAUUAUAAGAAGCGAAACUUAAGUGCUCUUGAUAUUUCAUGUCGUAAUAAAUAUAGUUAUUUUUAAAUGUACACUUUGUAUAUAAUCAAAUUAGGUAAAUUGUUUCUCAAAGUUAUUUAUGAAAUUUUACCAUUUGUACGUCCCAAAUUCGUAAGUUGUUGCGUCAUUUCGGUGAUAUAGGUGGUCCAAACAUAAUAUAUUAAUUAAAUUCUCCCCCAUUCGAGUUUUAUUAUUUCGCGAAUCUCGUUUUAAAAAAAGAGCGAGUCAACGUUUUUACGAUUUUUAUCUGAGGAAAAUUUCUUACGCACCUCGUAGAAACGCUAUAAAAUUAAUGACAUUUCUAACUGUCAUACUUUCUGUCAAAUGUCUACUAUACUAGUCCCUCAGACGAAGUUUGUUUCUAAACUAUUUAAAUCGGUUAAACUAGAUCAAUUUCGGGAAUAGUAUAAUCGACACUUAACCUAUAACUGUCAUUUGUAUAAAAGAAAAACUAGACCUAUACCAACGUCAUUAAAAUUCGUUAUUUUAUUUGUUGUUUAUUAAUGAAUAAAUGUUUUUAAUGCGAGGGAUAGUUGAUAAUUAUUAAUAUGAAUUGUUUUUUUUUUUUCGACUCGCUCAAAAAAAUAUUUUGAUUUGUAAAUAGACCACCCCAAUUUUUUUAAUGUGUUUCCAUAGGAAACGAAAACUUUAAAUUUCCAAAAUAACGUAAAAAAUAUCCAAUUUUGAUCUAAAUAAAUUGCUUUAUAUUUUAUACAAAUUAAUUUCAUUUUAUUAUCAAAAUAAAUUGAUUGUAACUGUGUU
This is a messenger RNA of Diorhabda carinulata, 6504 nucleotides long. Its product is annotated as furin-like protease 2. Lineage: Eukaryota; Metazoa; Arthropoda; Insecta; Coleoptera; Chrysomelidae. The transcript has 17 exons. Gene Ontology annotation, biological process: protein processing. Bases 420 to 4100 code for a protein of 1226 amino acids. Gene Ontology annotation, cellular component: Golgi membrane; trans-Golgi network. Gene Ontology annotation, molecular function: serine-type endopeptidase activity. The record is from RefSeq and is a predicted model, not a curated record.